AUGGCGUGGCACACCCGAGCUGAAGUGUACGCACGAAACGGCGCGAUGACUAAUGGCUUCAACUUGCACUGGCCGAACGUUGGACGCAGUGCUCGUGUGACGGCGGCUCGCAUCCGAUGCGCGCGAAGCAACCGAGCGCCUCGAAAGUCCAGAGGAGCGAAGGCAAUGGUCGGAGGUUGCAGCGCCAGCGCGCGCGCGAGGAAGCCUCUCGACGCAAGAGGAUGCUCCUUGCACUUUGUUGCGCGUAUUGGUUGCAUGUGCGUGCGCAACUCCGCUGUUCGCGCCCGUCGUAGAAGGCAACGUACGCUGCCCAUCCAAGCUCCGGCUGCCCGCAGUGCUCGGCUCACGUGGAGCUGCUCGCUUGCAGGCCCCAGGCCGUGA
Messenger RNA from Phytophthora sojae, 381 nucleotides. RefSeq lists its product as hypothetical. The transcript has a single exon. The record is from RefSeq and is a predicted model, not a curated record. Bases 1 to 381 code for a protein of 126 amino acids. Lineage: Eukaryota; Oomycota; Peronosporomycetes; Peronosporales; Peronosporaceae.